Molecule: messenger RNA, 4628 nt
Organism: Gordionus sp. m RMFG-2023
Lineage: Eukaryota; Metazoa; Nematomorpha; Gordioida; Chordodea; Parachordodidae
Product: E3 ubiquitin-protein ligase RNF123-like
Exons: 32
Coding region: 32-4405 (1457 amino acids)
Cellular component (GO): cytoplasm
Molecular function (GO): ubiquitin-protein transferase activity; protein binding
Source: RefSeq, a predicted model, not a curated record
UUUUAGUUUAUCAGAAACAGCCGUCUGCUAAAUGGAAAUUUCUAAAACAGAGGAAUACGAACAUUAUAUAACCGAUCCUAGAAUGGAUAAAUUUUUGCAUUAUGUUUUGCUGGGAAAGUCACCGAUCUCUCCAAUUAAUGGCAAUACCUUUAGUUUGCAAAACUUUAGUCAACAUAUUAAUGAUGAAUUUGAAAAUAGUACUAAAUAUACAAUACCAGUUCAGCCUAAAGAUGCACCAGGUAGAUUGGGUGGGAAAAAUGUUGUUUUGGAUGCAUCAACAAAUGUUGGUAUAUUUAUGGUAGAGGAAGAUAGAUUAGGGGUUUCAAGUCAAGCUAAUUUUAGUACUGUAAGAGCAAAUUGUUGUGUAUUCAAAGGAAAAUGGAUUUAUGAGAUCAUGCUUGGGACUAAAGGGGUUAUGCAAUUAGGAUGGAGUACUAAGAAUUGUCAUUUUUCCCAUGAGCAAGGAGUUGGUGACACUCCAGAAUCUUUUGCCUACGAUGGAAAUAGAAUCAGGAAAUGGAAUGUCUCUACUGCAAAAUAUGGAGAAGCAUGGCGAAUCGGGGAUACUAUAAGUUGCUCCAUCGAUUUAGAUUUAGGUUCCAUCACUUUUUAUAGGAAUGGUAAAAGCAUGGGGGAGGCUUUCGACAAUAUCAAAACAGGGUACGGUAUCGCUUACUUCCCAACCAUCAGCCUCUCCAUACACGAAAGCGUGCGACUAAAUUUUGGGGCCACACCUUUAUUGCAUCCCGUAAACGGUUACAUGCCUCUUCAAGACCCCCCUUUGCAGGAUUUGGUGAGGGCUAGAAUACUUUUUUCGGGCCUUCACAGGAUAUUAGACGCCUUCGUUAAGUUGGAUCAGAAGGAAACAAUAGAAACGACGUUAUUAAGCGACAAAAGCGAUAAGACUUUGGAAGCUUCGUCCACAGCUUUGCCUCAAAAAAUGGAGAUAGUCCAGGAGUCUGCAAAUAGCGAUUUUGAUAUAAAAGAGUUGCCAACGUUGGAAGGUACCAGUUCGAGGGCUUUGCUUUUUAUCCUGGCUGGUUACUUCUUCGAUAAAUUAGUCAAAGUUUUGAAUAAUGCCUACGUGGUAGAAAUCUGUUUUUUUAAACUCUUGGCCAAACAUAUCAGUACUGAAAAAGGAGAUGAUCAACCGAUGGGUAACAGUCCCUUGUAUUGCAGAGAAUUUAUAAGCAAAUUUUUGGACGUUUUCUGGGCCUUUAUCGACGAAGUGCAGGCCAAAGUGAUCAUGGAAAAUCUCAUAACUUCCAUUUUGGUGCACUACCGGUUCUCACCACUCGACUCAGAUUCGAAAUACCAGAAAUUAUACUUGUCGAUGAUGAUCGAGUUACUAAGACACGAGCCAACGAGGAAAUAUUUACUACAAAACGUCUUGUUCGAGAGGAUUAAAUUACCUUUACUCAUGCAUGUUAAAUCACCGGACUACGACCUUCUUCAAAAGCUAGUCCCACAUCCUUACCUAAAUAUUUCCUCUAUCCUCGAUCCUCUCAAUUAUAUGGGGUCCGUUCAUAAUAUUCGCGACUAUACCAAUCAACCUGUUACCGCCAGUUUUAUGGGUCCUUCUACUAACCCGAUCAAUGCUACGAUUGAUGACGUAAGAAGAAACGGUAUGAAUCAUGGAAUUGAAACUGUAAGACCAGAGGGUUGGAAUAUAUCAUCUUCCGAGACUGAAUCUGAGUCAACAUGCAGGUCAUCCUCGUCUUCUACUUCUGGGAAACCGAAUUCUGAUUAUAAAAUAACAUCUACUCCCGAUAUUCCCUUAUCCGUAUUUACGAGUCAUAAAACAAAAAUGGCUUACGAAAAUUCAAUGCAACACCUCCAAACCGUCGUUUCGGAAAUCGAAGAUUUGCAGCAAGAAAUUAUUAAAAUGUUAUUGAACAACAGGGAUACUCUAAACGGAGUAUCUAGUCGAUAUUUAUUCCUUAAAAAAUUUCGGGAUUUCAUUCGUCAAAACCUUAAUCUCAAUAUAAUGCAUCACCCUUUUAGUAAAUGCCCUUAUCCAGCCAUUCUUUGCACUUUUCACCACUUGGUUAAAGAACUGAGAUUCGAAUGGGAUAAAUACCAUCAAAAAUACUCUUAUAGAGCCGUCCCUAAUUCAGAAGCCUUUGUUCCCUGUCAAAACUUUUACGAUGAUUCACUCAAUUAUUUCGACCUUCAAAGGCUGGCCGGUCUCAUGUCUUAUCUCAAAAAAACUUACGAAACGGAACUAAACUCGGAAUUACUCAAUUCCGAAUCCCUAAAUCCCAUCGCAUCCAAUCAAAGUUCGACAUCUUACCUUAAUCUUCGCGAUCAUAACCCGAGCUGCAAUCCAAGUAGCGAUUUAUCCCAAAAUACAGGACUAAGUGGAGGUUCUGGCCAUUCCAAAGCCAAUGUGGAACUUUCUGACAAAUCGUUCACCGUAAAUCCCAAAAGUAGGUCUGAAGCAUCUUCCUCAUCCCUCAUAGAGUUAUUGGACGGUGCCAUUCUUUUGUAUCACGUAUCGGGACACAAGCAUACUUCCAAAAUGGCAAAGGUCCGUGACAUAAUCAAGGAAUAUCUGAAAACAAUAACCUCCAUUCAAACUAAGAUAAACGUUUGCCCACCUAACAAAAUAGCGGUUAAAACAGAGCUAGAACGUUCCAAACAGAUAUUCCUUAGAAACGCGCUUGAACAAGCCCGGUUAUUAGCUUGGAUUAGGAUAGUCGUUUUUUCUAAAGAGAAGCAAGAAAACGUGGCCUGGCUAUUAGGUGCCAUUUUACGUACCAUUAACAAUGCUCUAUCUAAGGGGGGUAAUCUUUAUCUAUUCUUGCCCGAAUUUUAUCUUGAAACAUGUUUGAACGCCUUUUCCGAUCUCAAAAACAAUUUCCAUCCUACUGCGCUUAUGUCAGACAUACCUAAUCUUGCGUCCUUGCUAAAAACGUACGUGCGACUUGUUUCCUUAUUUUUCGCUCGUGAUUCCACUAAAAUAGUCAAUUCUGAGCUUAGAGAUCGCCUUACACAAGCCCUAGCCGACUGCGCAUGUUCCCCUGGCGCCCUUAAAUGCAUGGAAGUUAAUCUUGAUCGGGAGGAAAGAAUUGAAAUAGUCAAGGCCUUGCUAAAGCCUUACGAAAACAGACCCUGGGCUCAAACUAAUUGGAUACUCGUUCGAUUUUGGAAAGGAAAUGGAUACGGGUUCAGAUACACCAAACCUCCAAAACCCCAGGCUAGAUUGGUUAGAUUCGAUCAAGACCUUCCAGUAGGUAUGGAGGUAGAUGUUCUGAACGACAUAGAAACCAUAAGUCAUGACCUUUUAUUAAACGACUCUCGUCAAAAUCAGCCAGGAACCAAUGAAACAGCAUUAAACACUAAUAACCCUUCUCCUACCUCCCAAAACUCAGAAGCGACCAACCUGAAUGACAAUAACACCGUUAAUUCUAAUAGGAAUACCCUGGUUACCGUCUUUACCCAUAACAACAACAAUGUGAUAGACUACAUAAAGCCUAUGCCUUCAUUUGUUUAUCAAAAGCACGUCGGAGAGGUGUUAGCUGAGGAUUCCGAGAAGGCAUUGGUUACCGUUAAUAGCAUUUUAAAUCAAUUGAAUUGGGCUUUUUCAGAGUUCGUGGGAAUGCUUCAGGAGAUUCAACAAGCCUCAUCUCGCACCGAUGUUCAAGUGUUCAUAGAUGCCCGUCAGCUUAAGCUAUGCGCCACUUGUUUUGACCUAACUGUAGGACUACUCCGAGCUCUGGAAAUGAUCUCUAAAGUUUGUCCCGCUAUUUUUACCGCUUUCACAGAACGACCCUCCGCCGAAAUACUGCUUACUAAUCUCUUUCAAUUAAUGUGCCAAAUACUGGCCAGGGUAACAUCCCAAAAAAGCGCUUUCAACUUGGUAGUUUCUUUAGCCAUGCCAGGCCUUGAAAUGGUUCAACAUUUUCCCAUACUCUCCGCUGUAGCCGGUAUAUUGAUCCAACUCAUUAUGAGAACGGAUGUUUUAAGCCGGACAAAAACUGUUUCUACUCUGCUGAACGAACCCGGUUUUCAACUAUCCGCUCUAGAAGUUAUGUUAGGAAUCGACGAAAAAGAAUCUAACUCUGCUAUUAUCAAUUUCGAAGUUGACGUUCUGGUCAAGAGACAAUUUUGUUUCAAAAAUUAUGCAGAAAUAAGCGGGCCCGAACUAAAUGAAUUCGCUCAAAUGGUGACUAUGCUGCAAGAAGAGCAAAGCAAACAAAGUAGCGUGCGGGUUUCCAUAUCAGAGGAAGACACCUGCCCCAUAUGUUACGCUAGACCACUCGAGGUUCAAUUCUCUCCUUGCGCUCAUAAAUCUUGCAGACCAUGUAUCACCCAUUAUUUGAUGAACAAACGCGAAUGCUUUUUUUGCAAAUCCAACGUUGUUGAUGUAGAAGAUAUUCCAAAACCAUUCAUUAUUUCUUAACGUAAAUCUUAAAUAAAACAAUUUUGAUUUAUAUAAUCACAGGAAAAUAGCGCUCACUCUUAUCUUUUUGUAAAUUUUGAUCCACUUUUUAAUGUUAAUUUUUUUAAAUAUAAAAUAAGAUAAAAUGAUUUUGUCAAAUUAUUUACUUGUGAUAUUUUUAAAAAAUUCUUAAUUACAUAUAUGUGAUAUAACAAUUUUAUUUUUAAAUAUGUAUUUCUUUUAA